Messenger RNA from Leguminivora glycinivorella, 2122 nucleotides. RefSeq lists its product as uncharacterized. NCBI's taxonomy places the organism in Eukaryota, Metazoa, Arthropoda, Insecta, Lepidoptera, Tortricidae. The transcript is spliced from 2 exons. Bases 432 to 1781 code for a protein of 449 amino acids. The record is from RefSeq and is a predicted model, not a curated record.
AUAUUUAAUUAAAAAAAGAAAGUGUUACUAAUAAUCGAACUAAGUGCUAUUAAAGAUAGUUACAAUUAUGUUUGUCGUGCACAAGUGGUAUCCGCUCAAGAUUCGGACUACGUAAGCGAAUAUCAAUAAAUAAAAAUCUACCCAUAAUCUACUCAUAAUCAUUCGCGUACGAGGCAAAAACUUAGUGAAAAGUGAUCUUGUGGUACGGAAUCAUAGUGAAAUCAACCAUUUAGUGAUAAAAACAAUAUCUCCAGUUAUCAAACUCUGUGUAACAUCAAACUAUAAAUAAUAUAUUUUAAGAUCAAAAUUGCAACUCAUCGAUAUACUGAGUAUUGAGAACAGCGCCAUCUGUUAUCAUAGUGACGAACCAACAACUAAGUAAGCGCAUUAACCUCAAGUAGUCUCAUCCUAGUUCUGAACAAAACCGCAAGAUGGCGCUAAUAUGUGAAGGUUGUCGUGUGGAAAUAGGAGAGAAGAGAUACCUAACGUGCUCAUCUUGUCGCUUGUGCUAUGAUCUGGACUGUGUCAGGGUCCCAGUUAAAUUAUUCGAUAACGUCAUGUCUCCUGAACGGAAACGAAAUUGGAAAUGUCCACAAUGCCGAUCGAAGGAGCCUAAGGGAAAUAACGCAAAUACUCCAGUGCGAAUGAACUUACAGCAGAACGAGUUCUCUUCAACAUACGCCGACGAACCUGCUAUAGCAGAUAACUCUAACGUUACUAUAAGGAAAAGACCGGUCCCCCAAAAUAAACCAGAAUCUCUAAGCGACAGUGACUCUACUCUGUCCCCCCAGGGGCAUACAUUCCGGCAGGAAUCUCUACAAGGUUCCAAAUACUCAUAUACAUUGACACCCUCCAGCGAAGAUAAGCAACCUGAUGACCAAAUAUCACUAACAAAAUUUAGACUUAUGAUGGAGGAAAACAAUAAACACCUCGUAUCAAUAUUACAGACGUCUAUACAAACACAAAUGCAAAUUGCCAUAUCUGAUAUAAAAUCAAACUUUGAGUUGAACUUUAAAAAGAUAUCUACGGAACAGACAGAACUUAAACAAAAUAUAAUCGACAUAAAUUGUAAAAUUGAAACACUGAACCAAAAAUGUUAUGCGCUACAAACUGAAAAUGAAACCCUACGAACCCAGAUUCAGGAAUUAAACAAAAUUACAAGUAAUGAGAAAACUAUGAACUCAUCUGAAAAGGUGUUAGUCUUACACGGCCUAGCAGAAAACUACUGGGAAAGCGAAAAUGACAUCAUAGAAAAAAUUUCCAACAUUUGCUACGACCUCUUAUACUUUAACGUAGCGGGAUAUAUAGAUACAAUAUCAUUUAUCGGCAAAAAAGGAAGAACUAGACCAGUCAAAAUUGAAUUUAUAUGUAAAAGGGUAAAAAAAUAUAUAUUGGAAAACAGUGAAACCUUCAAAGAAGCGGGCCUUAGCGUAACUGAAUUCCUCAGCCCUGCGGACCUGAAGAAAAAGCAGGAACUACGACGAAUCCUACAAAAAGCAAGAAGAGAAGGCUGUCACGCAACAAUUAGAAAUGACCGUUUAUUUAUAAAUGGAAAACCGUACAUUGAAGAAACCGGAAGCACCCACGUCAUGAAGCAACCCGCCGAGGACACCGUAACCUGCUCACAAGUGCACAAAAUGAACGACCGACAAAAAGUACCCGAGCUACAGUCGCUACAGACAAUACCUACUCACUCAUCGGCUCCGCUGGCAUCGACGUCAAGUACGACAACUCAACCUCCAAAUGAAGACGCUACAAGAAAAACAUUUUUUCGAGCCUAACUUCGGCAUUUUGUACCAAAAUAUGCAAAGCGUAUGGAAUAAAAUUCAUAUAUUAGAGGCAUUUACAGAAGAUUAUCCACAAACCCACGUCAUAUGUGUUUCUGAGUCAUGGUUAAAUAAAAUAAAAAAAGACUUAGUAAACAUUACUAACUAUAACAUAUGCUCGUUCUUUUGCCGCGAACAUCAUGAAGGCGGCGGUGUAUUCAUAAUGUUAAAGCGUGGUAUUGAAUAUUUUGAGAGGCCUGAUAUUACAUCAUUAUCUUUAGAAAUGAUUUUCGAGAUAGUAGUGAAAAACAUAGAAUAUGUAACUUGAUGCUAUCGCAUAAUUUCCACCAAAGAGU